Linum trigynum is the source of this 4666-nucleotide messenger RNA. The record is from the annotation of a GenBank genome assembly. NCBI's taxonomy places the organism in Eukaryota, Viridiplantae, Streptophyta, Magnoliopsida, Malpighiales, Linaceae.
GAAAAGUCGUAAAAGAAAACUAGAGAAUACAAGUUUUUGAAGAAAACAAUUUGAUUAAGAUGUUAAGGUUUGAGGUGAUAUCUUUCAGAGUAGGUUAAGUCACCCCUUCAACAUUCUUGUACUUUUUUAGUCUAUUUAAUUAAUAAUUUAUUGUAUUUUCUUUACAUAUUAGUAUAUUUUUAUUGUUAAGCUAAAAGGCCAUGAAACUAUGCAAUAUAAUACAAUAAUUUUAGGUGAUACAAAGUGUGGCUGGAUGUGUGACAAAUACAGCCUAUCAUCAUCAAUCAUCCUUUACAAAAGUUGAUACAUGAAUCUUAUACACAUUACUUACACCCUAUCAUUUGCUGUCUCUACCCAAAAAGGAGAAAUGGACCUAACAACUACACUCAUUCAUAAUUCUAGAGGUGAGGAAAUAAGGCACGAUUGUUUAUGUAUGAACCACCAUGGCUACAUUUGACAAACAAGAAAGUGAGAAAAUUGGCAAGAAGUUUCCUUGUAAUUAGACCAAAACAUUUAAAAAGGAAUAUUGUUGGAAAUUUAAAGGAGUACAAGUUGUCAUCUAUUCACACCAUACAAAGGAAUUUCGGUUUCACUCGAUGCAACAAGAAAUAACAAAAAUGAGAUACUUCUUGCAGAAGACUUUAGCGCUUUUGUGGAUUGAGUUUGUUCACAUAUACUGAUCAGAUUUACGAUUUGCUCAAUCAACCGCACCAUAUACAUACCUCUGUGGCACCUUCCAAAUGUCGGAACCACCAUGACCACCGGAUGGAACCAAAAAAAAAAGAAAAAACACAACUAGAAUUUCGAUUAGGCGUGUGGAAUCGACUGGAAUUGCACAAGGUCCGAAACUCACGUGGAAAUCGGGGGGCUAGAAAGAGAACAACAACAACAACAAUCACCCUCAUCGAGGCAGCUACCCAUACCAUCUGCAUUCCACUUGUAUUUGCGGAGAUAAGACGCGCUGGUUGAGCCGUCCCCUGACAGGUGCAGCCAGUUCAUGUGGUCCCAGGUGACUAACUAUGUUGCCAAACUAUCUGGCUUCUCUUGAUCAUUCCUUCCCAGUGGGUACCCGUGUUUACGACACACCCACGGGGUUUCCUGAGUCACUGACUACUGUAUUUUGACAUCAUUAGAACCCAAACUCCUCAACUUAUUAAUUCAUUAAGGUUGAGGCGCGCUCUUUAAGCGCUCCUUCAGUUUACCAAGGGUAGAAUUUCGGUCCAACCCGAAAUCCAACCCACCCUUUAUUGCCACUUCUUUUUAUGAUUCCCGUUGAUGGGUUCACUCAUUACAAGAAUGAAUUAUUUUUAUUUUAGGUUACCGUUUGAGUCGGGUCCCAAUCCCACAACGGCCGGAUCCGACUCCAAAACCCCUCUUUAUAAAUCCAACCCGAACCCUUCUCAUCUUCAACCCACAAUCUCAGAGCCCUUUUCUCUUCUGCUCUCGUUUCUCUCCCGGCUGUUCAUCUCCAGCUAAAAAACCCCCUUCGAACCUCCAUUUUCUUUCUCAAACCAAAAAAUGGCCCAAGUGAGCUUUUCGAAGGCAGCUGCCCUCUCCAUGUUCCUACUGGUGGCGUCUCUGUUCGCCAUCGUCUCCGGACAGGAGGAAAUGGCCCCUGCUCCCUCGCCGUCGCUGGUCACCGGCGCUGGGUUCUCCGUUCCGGUGUCCGGCGCCGUUGUGGUGUGCUCUCUGGCCGUGUCGAUUGUGGGUCUGUUGAAGAUGUAGAGAGGGAUUCUUCUCUUUUCCCCUGCUUUCUUCAUUGAUUGAUUCAUUUAUCAUUCUUUCUUCCUCUGUCCCCUGUUCUUUUCUAUGUUCUGGUUUUGGGUCCAUAUUGGAUAAUGGAUAUGUAACAGUUGGGAGACGCAUUAUUGUCGAAUUCGUUGAUCCUAUAUAUUAAUAUGAAUAUGAUGAUUCAUUCGUUGGAUGGCUUCAGUUUAGCUGUUCUUAUUAGUUUCCUAAUUUGAUACAUCACUCAUUUGAUUGCUAAAUAGAACAAUUGAUUCAUUCGAAAAAAGAAAAAAAGAAAAAGACAAUUGACAUUGGAAACGUGAAAUAAACGCGUAAAAUCUCUAGUGUAACUUGUGACAGCUGAGAUAAUGUAGAACCCAAAUUAUGCGAUGAUAAUUUAAUACAUACGAACAGUUGUAUCGAUAAUAAAUUUAUGAGAUGUAGCUUAACCGACAUAAGGACAUUUGUUUACGGGUUGUUUGGAUGCAUCAAUUUGGUUCUAUGGUAUUUCGAAUCCAAAUGAUGCAUUAUUUUGCUAUGUGGCAUUUCAUGUGGUAUUUCAUUUUGAGAUGUGGUAAUUGGUGUAAUUGUCUUGUUUGGAUAAAACAUUCAAAUAUUGUGGUAUUUCACCACUCAAAGAAGGGAUGAAGUGGAAAAAGAAGUUGGGAGAUGAGGUAUUUGAAAUAACUAGGGGGUGGGUAGGUAUUUCAAUUGACUCAUGGACAAAAUACCACAUUCUACUUUAUUUUUGCCAAACGAGUUAUUUUGAUUAAAAUACCUCAUUCUGAGUUAUUUCGACCAAAUUACCUCAUCAAAAUACUGCAUACAAACGACCCGUUAGUCUAUUUUGAAGUUAAUUUUAGGAGAGAAAAAAGUUUGAUGGAGAAAAAACACCGUCCAUCAUCAUCCUUGAAAAACUUGAUACAUGAACCUUAACACAUUGCACCCCAUCACUCGCUGUACAUGACAAUAAGUUGCACCCAACAAUUAAACAUUAAGAAAUCCACAAAUUAGAAAAUUGUAUAAUAUAAUUUAUUUAAUAUAAAAUAAUAGAAUCACUAUUAUAAUAGAACAGAAUGUAACAUAAUAAAUUACCCAUGUAUUAAAAAUUGGAAAGGAUCUAGUACAAAACUCAAACUUACAAAAUUAUAUAUCUUAACCAGUUUUUAUAUGAAUCUACCGUCAUUUCUAGUGGUAAGAUGCAAGAUUUUGUAGAUAUGAGUCAUACAGAAACUCGAUGUUUAAAAUUAGAGCUAACAAUUCAUACAAAGGAAAAACUACCGUAAAUCUAAUUGCUUAAACUAUCACGUUUUCUAUAUACUAGUGUGGGCCCCGGCCAGUUGGCCGGAGGAAGGUAGGAUGGCAAUGGGUCGGGUUGGGUCGGGUUUUGUCAAAUUCAAAUCCAAAUUCAUGGGUUUAUCCGUGAAAAAAAUUCGGGGUAAAAUCCACUCGGUUUGAAAAACUCAAACCCAACUCAACCCCCUGAGUAUCCGCGGGUUCAUGGGUACCCACAGGUUUUUGUCUUAAAAAAUUUACAAUAACAAGUUUCUAUCAAAAUUAAAGUCAAAUAUCAAUCUCUCAAUACAAAUUAUCCAUAUAUAAAAUACCAUUCUAGAAAAUUCAAGCAAAUAACAAAUUAUCCAUAAAAUAACAUGAUUAAUUGAAAGCUUCUUCCUUUCAAUUAAGUUUCUUCACUCUCCACUCGAUAACAUCAACUUCAUUCUACACAAUUAGAAAGAAAAAAUUAGACAGGUCUCCACAAACAUAAAUAAGAUAAGUUGUUUAGAAUAUUAAAUAUAUCGAGAAAAUUAAUUAUAUGGGUGUGGGCGGGUACCCAUGGGUCGGGUUUACCUAAACCCAAACCCAAUCCAACCCGAUGAAUAUUGAAUGGGUUUAAACCCAAAAUCGGCCCAAAACCCGUCAACACGGAUUUUACCCGCGUUGACCGAUUUGGGUCGGGUGGGUACCCGUGGGUUCGGGUUUUGUUUCCAUCCCUAGAGGAAGGUGAGGUAUGAAAUUUGAUAAUGUAAUGGGGUGUAUAACUUAUUGUUGUAUAGUUUUUUUGGGAAACACGUGAUAAAAAUAGUGAAUUUUAGCAGGAAAGAGACAUUAAUGAUGCAACAAAUCAAAAAUCGGCCUUAUGAACCAAAAUCAAGUACAUGUUACCUUGUGAAACAAUAUUGUUUCUGGUAAUAUGAUGAGGUGGAGUAAGUUUUAUAGAAACUGAAUUCCAUAAAAUCGAAUAAAAAAUCGCCUAUCCCGUCGGUUUUCGGGAAAUGAGCAUCUUACAAUAGUUGCUAGCUUUUACUCGGCCCGUUGGCCGAUUAAUUUGGUUUAUAAAACUUUCAUCUUGUCGUCAUUGUGCUUUCUGGUUUUUUUCAGGCUAUGAUAAAAUCUAAGGAAAUCAAGAACUAACAACACGAUUUGGGAUAGGAACCGUUGUUGUCGUAUCCCUAGAAAAUGGUGGUAAACACGGACUCACCUGCCAAACUGGUUUGGAUUGAGAUUUUUAUCGGGUAUCAGGGAACCAUGUGAUUAUAAAUUAGACUUGAUCAAAAGGGGCCAAAACUUGAAAUGCAUCCUGUUUGACAGACCCAUGCCAAAUUCUAAUUAUUCUUUACUUUUAAACUUUUUAUUUGAAAAUAAAAAAUAGUGAAGGAAAAGAGAUGACUGCCAUUUGCACAUCACUUAUUCGGGAAUAAAACCAUAGAAAUUCAAAAGGAACUGAAAAUGUUAGGAUCGUUUUAAUGUUUAAAAUAACCAAAUAGAUCUUUCUGUUUAGUUUUUUACUAACAAAUACCAAACGAUUCCCUAUAAAAUACACUAUGAUUUGAUCAUUAUGAUAUCAAAUAAUUAUAUAAUAUAUAUUUGAAAUGAUAAAAAUUGGACUAAUUGGGUUGGUCGAGGUUGAACCGUUGAAUAACUUUAAAAUACAUUA